AUGAUCGGAGGCCUGAGUAAGCAGCAGAUUCAGAUGAUUAAUUCGAUCGACCCGGCGAAUCGGCAGGUGGCGUUCUCGGGCUUUUCGCUUUCGAUUUCUUUACAGGAUCGCGUUCGUGAGAUCGAGACGUGCAUGCUGAAGUUUGCCAGCUUACCUCAGUAUUCCAUGGGCUCGCCGGGGCCAGAGGCGCACCCGGGGGACUCGGCGGCACAGCUCCGGCAACAGCGUGCGGCGGAGCCCCGCCGCUGCGACCGCCGGAGGCGGGGGCGAGAGCUGCGCUCCUGCUCCCACCCGGAAAAGGUGGAGCAGGUCUACAGGCUGGAACCGCUCGAGCCCGACGCGCCGCUGGAAGCGGAGGACGUGGUGCUGUGCCGGCUGCCCUGGGGCCUGGACCUGGCCGCCCUGGAGGAGCUCCACUGUGAGCUGGAGGACCUCCGGGUGGAGCACAAAGAGCUGCAGCUGCAGUAUAGCCGCACCAAGGAGGCGCUGAUGGCGCUGAGCGCCAGCGCGGAGGCCAACAUGGCUCUGGAGUGCGGGGGCGACAUCGCACCGCAGGAGGUCCAUCAGCUGCGCCUGCAGCUCGCGGAGAGCGAGCGCAACCAGCAGGAGACGAAGGCCACCGUGAUCGCCCUGCGGGGCGAGUUUAUGCGGCUAGUGGAGGUGUGGAGCGACGCCGGCGGCCCAAAGCGCGCUGGGGACCUGGCUUUCCCUGCGCACGACGCCGAGGCGGCGCGGCUCGCAGGCCUGGGCGGCGCGCCCGGCGGCCGAGGCGCCCGGCGCUCGCUGCACGGCGCGGCCGAGGCCCUGCGCGCGGCCCGCGCGCCCGGCAGCAGGCCCGCCUCGCAGGCGCCCACGCCCGCCGCGCGCGGCGGCGGCGCGGUCUCGCCGGCGCAGCGGGAGUUCAAAACGAUGUGCUGCAGCAGGAAGCGCGGAGUCACCGUGGCCUCGACCUCCAGCGGGCUCGAGCAAGAGGGUCGCUCCCUGGGCGCCCUGCCAUGCCUUCCUGUGUGCGCCACCAGCAGCCACGGGUCGCAGCCGAGGGACCGGCGCCGGCUGCGCCGGCGCCGGCGCCGCCAGAACGCCCGGCAGCGCCGUCGCCAGCGGCAGGCGCAGUGUCGGCCCCGCGGGGGCCGCGCCGAGGAAUCGAUGACUCGCGCCGGCGCGGGCGUGCCGGGCGAGCUCCUUGGGGCGUCCUUCGCCAGGGUGCAGCGAGCGGCCGCGCCCGGCGCCUGCGGCCGCACCCUCGUCGGCCUCGCCGCGCUCGCGGGCGCUGCGGCGGCGCCCUGGCGUCGAGCCUCCCGCGGCGGGCCUCCCGUGGCGUCGAUGCGGCCGCCUGCGCUGGCCGCGGUGGCGGCGCUGCCGGGCGGCGCGGGUGGCACCCUCGCGACCAUGCUGCGCUGGAGCUUCGUGGUGAGCCUGGACCUCGAGCCGGGCGCGGGGCGCGGGCCCGGCGGCGCGCCGGACGGCCAGCCGCUCUCGAUCGCGCUCGCGGGGGGCAAGCAGAAGCUCGAGUGUCGCCUGCCCGCGGCGGGCGGCGGCCGCGCGGCCCAGGAGGCGCAGGCGCAGCGGCAGCGGCGCAGUAUCGGCGCCAAGCUGGCCCAGCUCCGAGGCUACUGCUGGACGCUGCUGCGCGACGGCUGGGAGUAUCAGGUUUGCCCUGGCGAUGGUGUCAAGCGGCGCAUGUCCGACGCGCCUGCAUCCAGAGGACAGGGGUGGCAGUCCCUGGGCAGCCACGUCGCCGAAGCAGACGCUCUGCGGGCCGACGGCGGUGUUACGGAGCUCUUCCUCGGCGGCGCGGGCAACGCGAGCUCCGAGAUCUGGUACGUGUGCGGCAGUUCGGGAGCCGAGAAGCAGACUAUCUCGCUGGAGAUCUCCGAGGGGGAGCUGCCGGUGUACUCCUGGAGCAUCUCCGGGCCCGCUUUUUGCUCGUGGGGUGGGAGGUCUGGCAGCCGGGCGACGACUCUGGCUGGCGAGGAGAUACAGGCGUCAGCCCUGCUGGAAGAUCUGCGCGGCUCCUGCCUCAACCUCACGAGGGGCUGGUGGUCCUACGAGUACUGCUUCCCCGGGAGGAUCACGCAGUUCCACCAGUGGCCCUGGGGCAGGCGGGAGCCCGAGCACUCGCUGGGCAGCAUAGACAUGACAGGCGCCGAGGCUGGGGUGGACAGGGUCCAGAUGAGCAUAGUGCGCCUCAAGCCGGGCCAUCCGCGGGCAACGCCCUCCGCACGCCGCGCGCUCUGGCAGCGGCUGGAGGGCGGCAGCGUCUGUGACGAGACGCAGCGUGCACGCGCAACCAGCAUGCUGUUCCGGUGCCCGCCGAACUGGCAGUCCCGACCGAGGGCUCGCAUAGCCAGCGUAGAGGAGACGUCCGUCUGCGAGUACGAGGUGAGGGUCGAGACGGUGCUUCUCUGCGGCCACGACAUGUUUUUGCCGCCUCCUCCCCCGGAGGAGGAGACCAUACAGUGCACGGCUCGGCGGGAGGACCUCUGA
Prorocentrum cordatum is the source of this 2487-nucleotide messenger RNA. NCBI's taxonomy places the organism in Eukaryota, Dinophyceae, Prorocentrales, Prorocentraceae. The record is from the annotation of a GenBank genome assembly.